Aegilops tauschii subsp. strangulata is the source of this 2549-nucleotide messenger RNA. RefSeq names its product transcription factor MYB53. The record is from RefSeq and is a predicted model, not a curated record. Lineage: Eukaryota; Viridiplantae; Streptophyta; Magnoliopsida; Poales; Poaceae.
ACCUCAAAAACCCAACUCCUCCGCCGGCCAUUGCUAGCUACACCUCUCUCCGGCAAGCUACUAGCCUCACAGUCAAAGAAAGAGAAGAAGCUAGCUAGCUACUAUCUAGUCGCGAUGGGGCGGUCGCCGUGCUGCGACGGGGAGGCCGGCGUGAAGAAGGGCCCGUGGACGCCCGAGGAGGACAAGCUGCUGGUGGACUACAUCCAGGAGAAGGGGCACGGCAGCUGGCGCCGCCUGCCCAAGCUCGCCGGCCUCAACCGCUGCGGCAAGAGCUGCCGCCUCCGCUGGACCAACUACCUCCGCCCCGACAUCAAGCGCGGACGCUUCACCGACGACGAGGAGAAGCUCAUCAUCCACCUCCACUCCCUCCUCGGCAACAAGUGGUCGUCGAUUGCUACGAAGCUGCCGGGGAGGACGGACAACGAGAUCAAGAACUACUGGAACACGCACCUGCGCAAGAAGCUGCUCGGCAUGGGCAUCGACCCCGUCACGCACCGCCCGCGCACCGACCUCAGCCUGCUCGCCGGGCUCCCGGGCCUCCUCGCGGCAGCCGGUAGCUUCGGCGGCGCCGGCUCGGCCACCGGCGCCUGGGACAUGAACGCGCUCAGGCUGCAGGCCGACGCCGCCAAGUUCCAGCUGCUUCAGGGGCUCGUGCGUGCGCUCACCACCGCCGCGGUGCCCGCGCCAGCACCUGGCAUGGACAACCUCAUGGCACUCCUCGCCGCCAGCAACGGUGGGCAGAGCGGCAUGAAUAACGGUGGGCAGCACGGCGUUGACCAGAGCAUGCUGCUACAACAGUGCCAGUGGGACGGCAUGAAUAACCUACCGGCGCUGACCAACUCCGCGCCGGCGAGCGGCAUGCACAACAUCAGCGGCAUGUUCGACAGCUUCGGCGCCGGCGACGGGCUGAGCUCGACGGAGCUUGGGGGCCACGGCGGGGCGAGCGGGAGCAACGUGACCGUGGACGCGGUGGCGCCACCGCGCCCAAUGGUGGCCAACGACCAGGAGUGCAACAACAAUGGCGGCGGCGGUGUGUCGUGCGAGCAGACGCCGGCGUCGAGCCCGUUCGACGGGCUGGAGAGCCUGAACCUGAUGGAUGACCUCAACACGGACGGUAGCUGGAAGGAUUUGCUAGAGCAAAUGUCAUGGCUGAACUCAAGUGAGUUGUGAUGGGUAGAUAGAAGAGAUAUGAUCAAGAAUGCCAAAAAUAAUAAGGAAGAAGAUUGAGACUAUUAAUUGUUGGAUUUGACGCACUUUUCGGUUGAUCAAUACCGAAGAUGUCAAGUUUGUUUGUUGAUAGGGGAACAAGGUGGUUUAGUCCACACUUUUAGUCAUGUACAAAAAAGAACAGAAGGACAUACAUAUAUAUGUACACACUCACAGCAAUUAAUGUUCAUUUUUGUUUAAUUAGUUUCUUUGUUUUUCCUUUUUUUUAUGAGGUGGGGAAUAUAUGUAAUAACUAGAUUGUGACAUAAAUGGAAAGCACCUUCGUUUUUCCAGACAGCAAAGUAUGUGUGUGUAAGUGUGACUAUAUACUCAUCGUCAUUAUUUCUUGAGUAUUGCAUAAUGACGGAGGGUUUAGUUGAUUUGUUUGAACUUUCUCUUGCGUGAAGAAGCUAAACUCAGGUCGUCAUUUGAUUGGAUUGUGAUUAUAUUUUAAUCCCACGAUGUUGGUCUUGUGAGUCCAACAUUAGUCUUCACUGUGAUCAAUCUCCCAUAUGUACUUUGCGACAAUAAUUGUAUGGCUACAUAUGGUUGAUAGUCAAAUUUGCAUCAUAUGGACUACUGUAUUUUAAUUAUCUAAUUAGAGAAGACAUAGUCUACACUGUGGGCCUUCCAUUUCGCAUUAGGGUACGGUACAUAUAUAGUAGAAGAUAAGUUUGCUUUCACGUUUUAAUUAAACCAUAUAUACGUUCUAACUAAGAAAGACAACUGCAUGCAUAAUAUAUAACUUCAAGAAAAUUUAGAAUGUUUUCUCAAAAAAUAUAUAUAGCUACCUUUGAUCAAUUCCUCUGUGUGUGGGGUCUUCUCAGUCACAACGAGGUUACUUGUUGGAGGAGAAUUGACUAGCAGACACACAUCACUUGUACUACUGAAAUUAACCAGCAGGGGACAUGCAUGCAUAUAUAUGAUAGCAUGCAAACGGUAUAAUAGUAUCAAAUGAGUUAGUUGGGGUUGGACAAGGACGGGUAGCGCUCAAGCUUUAGCUUGUCAAUGUGGAGAAAGUUACCUUAUUAAUCUUCUAGAAUUUCUCCACACUAUCACUGACGACCCAGCACGAAAAUCAAGGCAAAAGAAAACACUAUCUUCAUCAAUCUAUCUAGAUAAUCCAUGGUUAACCAGAUUCAACUUGAUACUAGCUAGGACUUAUGGUAUUCUAACUGAUCGAGCUUAACUAAUCCAUUACCAAUAUAUAUCAACGCUAAGCAAUCAAUUCAUUUCGAUUUGCAAGGCAGUAGUUUCGACGCACAAAUCAAUCAAUUAAAGCAAAGGAAGAACUAACUAAACAUCCAUGUCGAUCACCGGUGCGUGUCCUCGGGGCAGUUUCU